AUGACCACCAUUCCUCGCAAGUCGGCCGUCCCGGCAUUCUACCUCAACGCUCUGAUCGAAUCGUUCGCCGCCAAGUCGUCUACGCCGAUCAGCUUGAAGCACAUGAUCAACUUCGGCAACGCGGGGCGGAACAAGGGUGAGAAGGAGGAGGCGGAGAAACUGAUCAAGGGAGGGAACUUCCUUCGCACCGAACUGCCAACUCGCCUCUCCCACCGUCUGCGCGACCUGCAAGAGCUCCCUCUCGGUGUAGCAUCUCAUCCCCGAAUGGCGCACGUCUACGACCUCUACCUCGAAGCGUUUGAAGGCAUUCGAACGUUCCCGCCGAUCAAGAGUCUCGAGGACAACGACCGGUUCUGCCAGUACAUGCAGGGAACGCUCAACAAGCACCGCGUCGUAAUUCCCGAGCUCGCUAUCGGCGUCGCCGAAGCCUCGACUCAGCAACUCCCGCCCGCCGCCCUCGAUCGGAUCAUGCUCCGCAUGCUCCGUUCCCGCAUUUCUCGACGAGUCAUCACCGAACAGCAUAUCGCCUUGACGCAGCAAUUCCGAGAACGGCAGCGGAAGGGGAAGGAUCGGGCGGUGAAUGAGGAGGAAGAGACGAGGGUCGGGAUCGUCGACACGAAGCUGAAUGCGGCGGAUGUCGUCAAGAAGUGCGGGGAGCUGAUGCAGGCGCUGGGAGGACCGGAGAGCGAGGUGCCGAUCGUCGUCGAAGGCGCGACCGACCAGACCUUCGCCUACAUCUCGGAACACCUCGAGUUCAUGCUGUUCGAAUUGAUCAAGAACGCCACGCAUGCGACCGUCUCGGCGCACGGCUCGGCUGCGAAGGACCACCCGACUCUCAUCACCAUCGUCCACCGACCACGAGAUCUCGCCAUCCGCGUCUCCGACCAGGGCGGCGGUAUCGCACCCUACGGCGGCCUACCACCCGACCCGUCCGACAUGGCCGCCAACCCGCUCUUCCCCUCCGUCAAUGCCAGCGCCCCUCUUUCCGCACAACGUCUCGACAUCUUCUCUUUCAGUCACAUGCGACGAUACUAUCAGCACCAUGCCGCACUCGCCGCAGUCGCCUCCGAGAAUACCCUCCCUUCGGCCGACACCUCUUCCUCCUCUGCGACUUUCCCUUCCUCCGACGCGCCGUCAGAUCCGAACGCGACGGGCAUCAUGGCGCUCCGAUCGCUUACGCAACUGACAGGAACGGUGAAGGAGCAGCUCGAACGGCGACAGCGUCUAGGCGACGGCGCGGACGGACAAGCGGAGCGAGACCUGAUUGAUGCGCAGAUGCGGAGCGGGAUCGGAUUGCCUCUGAGUCGGAUGUACGCAGAGUAUUUCGACGGUGGACUCGACAUCUAUACGCUGCAGGGUUGGGGCAGCGACGCUUUCCUUCGCAUCCCCAAGUUUGGCACGGCGACCUAG
Molecule: messenger RNA, 1410 nt
Organism: Rhodotorula toruloides NP11
Lineage: Eukaryota; Fungi; Basidiomycota; Microbotryomycetes; Sporidiobolales; Sporidiobolaceae
Product: pyruvate dehydrogenase kinase
Exons: 4
Coding region: 1-1410 (469 amino acids)
Biological process (GO): regulation of glucose metabolic process; protein phosphorylation
Cellular component (GO): mitochondrion
Molecular function (GO): pyruvate dehydrogenase (acetyl-transferring) kinase activity
Source: RefSeq, a predicted model, not a curated record